Messenger RNA from Carlito syrichta (Philippine tarsier), 7752 nucleotides. It is a transcript of the gene LTN1, whose product is annotated as listerin E3 ubiquitin protein ligase 1. The transcript has 30 exons. Gene Ontology annotation, cellular component: cytosol; RQC complex. The record is from RefSeq and is a predicted model, not a curated record. Gene Ontology annotation, molecular function: ribosomal large subunit binding; ubiquitin protein ligase activity; zinc ion binding. Gene Ontology annotation, biological process: rescue of stalled cytosolic ribosome; ribosome-associated ubiquitin-dependent protein catabolic process. Bases 157 to 5457 code for a protein of 1766 amino acids. NCBI's taxonomy places the organism in Eukaryota, Metazoa, Chordata, Mammalia, Primates, Tarsiidae.
GAAGUGGAGCAGCGAGAGGGCCGGGUGGUUGGCGGAGAGGGGAGGCCGGGGGAAGUUAUUACAGGCAACGCUCUUCCGGCGCAAGGGGCCGGAAGUUGUGGCCCGACCGUGUCAGCCUGGGGGCUGCAGACUGAGAGUGCAGCUGCAACAGCGACCAUGGGCGGGAAGAACAAGCAGCGGACUAAGGGGAAUCUGAGGCCUUCCAACAGUGGCCGAGCUGCAGAACUUCUUGCCAAAGAAAAGGGAACAGUGCCUGGAUUUAUUGGUUUUGGAACAUCUCAGAGUGACCUAGGCUAUGUUCCUGCUAUUCAAGGCGCUGAAGAAAUUGACAGUCUUGUAGAUUCUGAUUUCCGAAUGGUGCUGCGGAAGCUUUCUAAGAAAGAUGUCACGACAAAAUUAAAAGCUAUGCAGGAAUUUGGAACCAUGUGUACAGAGAGAGACACAGAAAUUGUAAGAGGAGUUCUUCCAUAUUGGCCAAGGAUUUUCUGCAAAAUUUCACUUGAUCAUGACCGCCGGGUUCGAGAAGCUACACAGCAAGCUUUUGAAAAACUUAUCCUUAAAGUAAAGAAGCAGUUGGCUCCCUAUCUAAAAAGUUUAAUGGGAUAUUGGCUGAUGGCUCAGUGUGAUACUUACACACCAGCUGCGUUUGCAGCAAAAGAUGCAUUUGAAGCUGCUUUUCCUCCAAGCAAACAACCUGAAGCCAUAGCAUUUUGUAAGGAUGAAAUUACAAGUGUGCUGCAGGAUCAUCUUAUAAAAGAAACACCUAAUACACUCAGUGACCCACAAACUGUUCCAGAGGAAGAAAGAGAAGCUAAAUUCUAUCGGGUUGUAACUUGUUCCUUGUUGGCAUUAAAGAAAUUGCUUUGCCUCUUACCUGAUAAUGAGCUUGAUUCUCUGGAGGAUAAAUUUAAGUCUCUUUUAUCACACAAUAAGUUUUGGAAGUAUGGAAAACACAAUGUACCUCAGAUUCGCUCAGCUUAUUUUGAGUUAGUUUCUGCUUUGUGCCAGCGCAUUCCACAAUUGAUGAAAGAGGAAGCAUCCAAAGUGAGCCCAUCGGUUCUACUUAGCAUUGAUGACAGUGACCCAAUUGUCUGCCCAGCUCUCUGGGAAGCUGUACUGUAUACACUUACAACUAUUGAAGAUUGUUGGCAUCAUGUAAAUGCAAAAAAAAGUGUGUUUCCCAAGCUGUCAACUGUGAUUCGUGAAGGUGGUCGGGGUCUAGCUACUGUCAUAUAUCCUUAUCUCCUGCCAUUUAUCAGCAGACUCCCUCAGUCCAUCACAGAUCCAAAGUUGGAUUUCUUCAAAAAUUUUCUUACCUCUCUAAUUGCAGGGCUGUCAGCAGAGAGAACCAAAAUCAGCUUUUCAGAGUGCUCAGCAGUAGUGUCUGCCUUUUUUGAAUGCUUACGUUUUAUAAUGCAGCAAAACUUAGGUGAGGAAGAGAUUGAACAGAUGCUCGUCGAUGAUCAGUUGAUCCCUUUUAUUGAUGCAGUUCUCAAAGACCCAGGAUUGCAACAUGGGCAGCUAUUUAACCAUUUAGCAGAAACCUUAAGUUCCUGGGAAGCCAAAGUAGACAUGGAAAAGGAUGAUAAAAUGGCUCACAAAUUGGAGGAUGUACUGCUACAUUUCUGGGAGAGACUGUCAGAGAUCUGUGUUGCAAAAAUCAACGAGCCAGAAACUGAUGUUGAGUCUGUUUUGGGUGUAUCUAACCUAUUACAGGUUCUUCAGAAGCCAAAGAGCUCAUUGAAGUCAAAUAAAAAAAAAAAUGGGAAGGUUAGAUUUGCUGAUGAGAUAUCUGAAAGUAAUAAAGAAAAUGAAAAAUUUGUAUCCUCAGAAGGAAAGAACAGUGAAGGCAUAGAAUUAACAACUGAACCUUCUCUCACUCAUAAUUCUUCAGAUCUUUUGUCUCCUUUAAGGAAGAAACCUUUGGAAGACUUAGUCUGUAAACUCGCAGAGAUGAGUAUUAAUUAUGUCAUUGAACAAAAGUCAGAGCAACAUCUAAGGUUUCUUUCUACUCUGCUUGACUCCUUUUCUUCAAACCAAGUAUUUAAAAUGCUUCUUGGUGAUGAAAAGCAGAGAAUCGUCAAAGCUAAACCUCUUGAAAUAGCCAAACUUGCCCAGAAACAUCCCGCGGUACAGUUUUUGUACCGGAAACUAAUAGAUUGGCUAAAUGAAGAUCAAAGGAAGGAUUCUGGUUUCCUAGUGGAUAUUUUAUACAGUGCCCUCCGUUGCUGUGACAAUGAUACGGAAAGAAAAGAUGUCUUGGAUGAUCUAACCAAGGUGGACCUGAAAUGGAAUUCUCUUCUCAAGAUUAUUGAAAAGGCAUGUUCUAGUUCUGAUAAACAUGCUUUGGUAACUUCUUGGCUGAAAGGCGAUAUUCUUGGAGAAAAAUUGGUAAACUUGGCAGAUUAUCUUUGUAAUAAGGACUUGGAAUCCAAAGUAUCUUCAGAAUCUUACUUCUCAGAAAGAUGGACUCUUCUAAGCUUGGUAUUAUCCCAACAUGUUAAAAAUGAUUACUUGAUUGGAGAAGUAUAUGUUGAAAGAAUUAUUGUUAAACUUCAUGAAACUUUAUCUAAAACAAAGAAUUUGUCAGAAGCUGAAAAUAGUGACUCAUCAGUGUCUUUUAUCUGUGAUGUGGCUUAUAACUAUUUCAGCUCAGCCAAAGGAUGCUUGCUAAUGCCAUCAUCUGAAGAUUUAUUAUUAACUCUCUUUCAGUUAUGUGCUCAGAGCAAAGAAAAAACACAUUUGCCAGAUUUUCUUAUCUCUAAACUGAAAAAUACUUGGCUCUCUGGUGUAAAUUUAUUGGUCCAUCAAAAUGGCAGUACAUAUAAAGAGAGUUCCUUCCUACGUCUGUCUGUUCAGUGGCUGAAGAACCAAGUUCAGUCUUCAUCUUUGGAUAUCAAAAGUCUUCAGAGCCUCUUGUCUGCUGUUGAUGAUUUGCUAAAUGCACUUCGAGAGAGUGAAGAUUCUUAUCUUCUGGGAGUUUAUAUUGGAAGUGUAAUGCCAAACAACAGUGAAUGGGAAAAGAUGAGACAGUCUCUUCCUAUGCAGUGGUUAUAUAGACCUCUUUUAGAGGGAAGAUUGAGUUUGAAUUAUGAGUGUUUCAAAACAGAUUUUAAGGAACAAGAUACAAAGACACUUCCCAGCCAUUUGUGUACUUCAGCAUUAUUGAGCAAAAUGAUUUUAGUUGCACUGAAAAAGAAAAUAACUCUAGAAAAUAAUGAGCUUGAGAUAAUAAUUGCAGAACUGCUCUAUUCACUGCAGUGGUGUGAAGAAUUAGACAACCCAUCCAGUUUUCUAACAGGAUUUUGUGAAAUGCUUCAAAAAAUGAAUAUUACAUAUGAUAACUUACGUGUACUUGGUAAUACUUCUGGCCUUUUGCAAUUAUUAUUUAACAGAUCCAGGGAACAUGGCACACUGUGGUCUCUUAUUAUUGCUAAGUUGAUCCUUUCCCGAAGCAUUUCAUCUGAUGAAGUAAAACCACAUUAUAAGAGAAAAGAAGGUUUUUUUCCACUUACUGAAGGCAAUUUGCAUACCAUUCAAAGUCUGUGUCCAUUUUUGUCAAACGAAGAAAAGAAAGAAUUUAGUGCUCAAUGCAUACCUGCUCUUUUGGGCUGGACUAAGAAAGAUCUUUGCAGUACUGAUGGAGGUUUUGGACAUCUUGCCAUUUUUAAUUCUUGUCUACAAACCAGAAGUGUUGAUGAUGGAGAGCUAUUACAUGGUAUAUUAAAAAUUAUAAUAUCCUGGAAGAAAGAGCAUGAAGAUAUUUUUCUUUUCAGUUGUAAUCUAUCAGAAGCAAGUCCAGAGGUCCUGGGUGUAAAUAUAGAAAUAAUGCGUUUCCUUUCCCUGUUUCUGAAAUAUUGCUCCUCUCCUUUGGCAGAGAAUGAGUGGGACUUCAUCAUGUGCUCCAUGUUGGCUUGGUUGGAGACAACAAGUGAGAAUCAGGCAUUGUAUUCUGUUCCACUUGUGCAACUAUUUGCCUGUGUCAGCUGUGAUUUGGCCUGUGAUCUCAGUGCUUUUUUUGACUCCACAACUCGGGAUACUAUUGGCAGCUUUCCUGUAAAUCUAAUCAGUGAAUGGAAAGAUUUUUUUUCUCAAGGCAUCCACAGUUUGCUUUUGCCUAUUUUGGUGACUGUUACAGGGGAAAACAAAGAUAUCUCUGAAACAUCCUUUCACAAUGCGAUGCUGAAGCCCAUGUGUGAAACAUUAACAUAUAUCUCAAAGGAUCAGCUAUUGAGUCACAAACUUCCUGCAAGAUUGAUUGCUGACCAAAAAACAAACUUGCCCGAAUAUCUCCAGACUUUGUUAAAUACAUUGGCCCCGUUACUACUCUUCAGAGCUAGGCCUGUGCAAAUUGCUGUUUAUCAUAUGCUGUACAAAUUGAUGCCUGAAUUACCACAAUAUGAUCAGGAUAAUCUAAAGUCAUAUGGAGAUGAAGAAGAAGAACCAGCCUUGUCACCACCGGCAGUGCUAAUGUCUCUUCUUAGCACUCAAGAGGACUUACUAGAAAAUGUGUUGGGGUGUAUUCCUGUUGGACAGAUAGUUACUAUAAAACCACUGAGUGAAGACUUCUGUUAUGUCUUGGGAUACCUCCUCACAUGGAAAUUAAUACUUACUUUCUUUAAAGCUGCUUCAUCUCAGCUUAGGGCUCUGUAUUCAAUGUAUCUCCGGAAAACAAAGAGUUUGAAUAAAUUGCUCUAUCACCUGUUCAGGCUUAUGCCAGAGAAUCCAACCUAUUCAGAGACAACCAUUGAGCUCUCAAAUAAGGACCCUAAAACUUUCUUUACUGAGGAGCUCCAGCUGAGUAUUAGAGAAACAGCAGCUCUUCCAUACCAUAUUCCACACUUGGCUUGUUCAGUCUAUCAUAUGACAUUAAAAGACUUGCCUGCCAUGGUUAGGUUAUGGUGGAAUAGCAGUGAGAAGCGUGUUUUCAAUAUUGUAGAUAGAUUUACAAGCAAGUAUGUCAGCAAUGUUCUUUCUUUUCAAGAAAUAUCCUCUGUGCAAACGAGUACACAACUAUUUAAUGGCAUGACGGUUAAAGCUCGAGCUACUACUCGUGAAGUAAUGGCUACUUAUACUAUUGAGGACAUAGUCAUUGAACUUAUAAUACAGCUGCCUUCAAAUUAUCCACUGGGUUCAAUAACAGUAGAAAGUGGGAAAAGAGUAGGAGUAGCUGUUCAGCAGUGGCGGAACUGGAUGCUGCAGUUAAGCACUUACCUCACCCAUCAGAAUGGAAGUAUUAUGGAAGGCUUAGCAUUAUGGAAAAACAAUGUGGACAAACGUUUUGAAGGUGUUGAAGAUUGUAUGAUCUGUUUCUCAGUCAUUCAUGGUUUCAACUAUUCUCUUCCCAAAAAAGCCUGUAGAACAUGCAAGAAAAAGUUCCAUUCAGCCUGCUUGUACAAAUGGUUUACAUCUAGCAACAAAUCCACUUGUCCACUCUGUCGUGAGACUUUUUUCUGAGAUUUUUCAUUGGAAGCGAUUCUUGAAGUAAAUCAAGCAAAAGCAUCGGACUUUAAUUCAUCUUAAUAUGUUGAUGUGGAAGCCAGUGAACAUUACCUUUAAAGAGGAUCUUCUCUGGAAGAAUUAUUUUGGUUAAUGAUCCUAAAAUCAUUUACUUCUCUUUAGAUUGCUUUGUAAAUGUUUAGAAACCUUUUCUUUUAUAAAUAUUACAUAUUUGAGGGAACAUAUUUAUAUUAAUGGUUUAAUCCCUUUGUAUAUUUAAAAAUAAAUACGAAAAAAGCCCUAAGUUACAGAUUUGGAAUUUGUGAAAACAUUAUACAACUAUAUUAUAUUGAUAAGACCAUUCAGUUUCUUGGUUUUUGUUCUAUAAUAGUCCAGGCAAGCUAAAUGCAUUGAGAGAGCUGAUUACAUCUACAGAUAUUUUAAGACUUAUUUAUUAUUUUGACAAUAAAAUUAGUAUUCUGAUAUUUGUAGAUUAUUUUAAUGAUAAAAAUGACACUAAGCUAUUAAUAUGGCUUAUCUCAAGCAAUUUGAAGCAUGCUCUGAAAUCCUGUAUAAGAGUGUAAACUGAACUUUAAGGUGCCUCCUUUAUCAAGGGUUAUGGAAUUCAGAAAAUUAAAUUCAUGACACUGACCUUUUGCUUAUGGAAGAGUUAUUUCAAUGUAUUAGUGAAAUUUGAAUUGUAAACUGUGAAUUUAUUACAGUUUGAGUAAUUCUCCAGAGGGUGAGAAUUUGAGAGAUAUAGUAAUUUGAUAAUUUCAUUCAUGAAGCAGAGUGGUAGUUAUCCGUCUAUUGAGAGGAAAGGAAUGAAUGAAUAUUACUUGAAACUUAAUGAUCUGGUGGGGGAAAAAAGUCUAAAAAUGCUGUAGGAGGCUUUCAAUUUUUUAAGCAAUUGUUGCUAUUUUUACCAAACUUAAGCUAAAUAGGAGAUUUGGGAGAGCAAUUUUUUUUUUGGCCUCCAGAAAUGAAAGAAGGAUUUAGCACUAAGUAAAAUUCAGUAUUAACAUGUUAGGCUGAAGUGUGGAGUGAGUGAAAACCUGCCUUUUGCUACAGCACUAUUAUCCUUAAAAAUUGUGCCCAAUAUAUAAAAGUUUGGAAGUUAGAAUAAUUUUAUUGCAGUCUUCCGUUACAUGGGAAAUGGCGUAUUUAAUAGCAAGGCCACUUGAAAGAUCAGCUAAUUGUCUGUGUUGGAAAUGUUUAAUCAACAAAAUCAACUUAUGUUAAAUAAAAUUACUGCUUGCCAACAACUGGGUAAAAUGACUAUUAUUGAAACAGUAUGAAUGUGGUCAGAGGAUCAUAGUUGAGAGUGAAUUAUUACCUAUAAGUUAUAGGUCUGUUGAGUUGUAUUUCUGGAUGCAGGGUCUUACUUAGUUUUGUUUGUGUCCUAGAAGUUUUCUGUGUAGUGCUUAUCUUCUAGCCUUGAUGCUCAAAAAGAGUCAGUAAGUGAAGUACAAAUUGCAAAAUUUUACUACCUCUUCUUAACCCUUUCCUUAUCUUUCUGUGUCUCUCUCUGACAUUGUAAUUCCAAAGGAUUGUGUUACUCCCUGUGAAAAUUACAUGUUUCCUUUAACAUUGGUUGUUUAAUCAGACUUUCUUUAUAACCUUUCAAGUAUUGAUACUUCUUGGCUUCUGACCCAAACCCCAGAUAGAAAGGAAAAUGGAAUCAUGGAGCAUUGUUUUUCCACGUUAGUAUCAGGGCAUCAGGUAUUUGGUGAAACACUAUAAUUAAGUAGUUAUUAUUAAAUAACUGCACUUCCUACAUAGGACUCAAUAUAUUUCUUUAAGACUUGUAAGUUUAAUUGUAAAGCUUGUUAACUGUUUAUAUGCUAAAGAAAAAGCUUUCCAAAAUAAGACUGAAAUUCAAAACACCACAUUAAUUAAAUUUUUAUUUAUAUUGCUUUGAAAAUUCUAGCAAAAAGAAUAGCCGCCCUUAAAAUUUUAGCAUGACUUUUAAAAGUUGCAUGAGACUCAAAACCUCUUAGUAAAAUUAUUAAUUUAAAAGCCCAAAGUAAGUUGCAAAUUUUUAAAUUUAUUUUUGACUUUUAUUUAUCACACGCUCUAAUGUAUGUAUAUAAAUUUCUGUGGCUUAAAUAAUGUUACUACUUGAUACAUUUUGUGGUGUGAAUAAUUAAUGUUAUUAUUUGAUUGUUAUACCAUAUGUGCCCAUUAAACUCUUAAUUAAAAGGAUUUCAAAUAUACAGAAAAAUAAUAUAAAUGCCCUUGUACUCUUCACAUACUAUUUUGCCAUAUUUGCUUCUGGUUUUUAAAGAAAUAAAAUGUUACUCUUUUAUACUC